Oryzias latipes (Japanese medaka) is the source of this 3053-nucleotide messenger RNA. RefSeq names its product solute carrier family 19 member 3b (gene slc19a3b). The record is from RefSeq and is a predicted model, not a curated record. NCBI's taxonomy places the organism in Eukaryota, Metazoa, Chordata, Actinopteri, Beloniformes, Adrianichthyidae. Gene Ontology annotation, molecular function: vitamin transmembrane transporter activity. Gene Ontology annotation, biological process: transmembrane transport; vitamin transport. Gene Ontology annotation, cellular component: plasma membrane.
UGAGGUUGUUAAAAGGCUUUAUUUAUUAAUCUGUUGUUGUUUGUAUGUUCUUAAUAACUUGACAUUUAACAUGACAAUUACAGCAUACAGCUGGGCUACAAUGUGAUAUUGAAACAGGACGUAAUUGAAUUAACAACAAAUGCUUAUGGGGUUCUUUAAAUGAAAAUUCUUCACCAUGAUAGGAAUAAUGCUGGUGAGUAUCUGAACAGGUAAACAGUAAUUAGGGAGAAAAAACAUUAGAGGCAAAAGAAUUUAAAAGAUAAAAGAAGUUGGAGUGGGUGUGAGUUUUUCCAUGUGGCCCUGUGGUAGUGGUAAGCAAAAAAGAAACAAUUGUAAAAAUUAAAAAGGCUUUGUUUUAUGCUACAGACUUCAAUUACGGCAAUCUCUUAUAAUCCUUUUCAGAAGUUCUCCUAUCCACCUGGCUGGGAGUUAGUUUUAUAGCAUUUCACAAGCCUUCUGUUUCCAAAAGUUCAAAGUCUACGGAUCACAAACCCUUCAGAAAGCAGAGUGGCUCAUAAAAACUGUGUAUUUUAUGUUUAAUGAUGAUUACUGAUAACUUGAGCAGAGUUCCAGUUGUAAAAAUACCAACGUUUUUUUGUUUGUAAUACAAAUUUUUUACACUUUUCCUUAAACGAGAAAAAAGCUUCCUUCAGGAAACUGUUGCGUUUCAAUUAUGAGUUGCUGGGCAAAGCUGAAGUCCUCUGGAUGGGUUUAUCCUACCACAAUCCUGUCUCUGUAUGGCUUUUUUGCUAACUGCCGGGUCGCGGAGCCCUUCCUGACACCAUACCUGAUUGGACCACACAAGAACAUUUCUGAAAAUGUGGUUACAAACUACCUGUUUCCUAUCUGGACGUAUUCCUAUUUGGUCUUCCUUUUACCUGUUUUCCUCUUGACUGACUUCCUGAGAUAUAAGCCUCUCAUUGUGGUUCAAGGACUCUUCCUUGUCACCAACUAUGUUUUGCUUUGCUUUGGUCCAGGUCUCCCUGCAAUGAUCUUUCUUCAGGUCAACUAUGCAGUGGUAACUUCUACAGAAGUGGCCUAUUUCUCCUACAUUUACAGUGUUAUUCCAGCUGAGAAUUAUCAAAAAGCUACUGGUUAUCUACGCAGUGCCAUGCUGGUUGGAUAUACGUUUGGUGCCAGCCUUGGCCAAAUGCUUGUUUCCCUCGCAGGAUUGGACUACUUCUACAUUAAUGCCAUAACUUUGGGGAUUGUGAGCGUGGCUUUUCUUACCUCAUUUUUGCUGCCUAUGCCCAAAAGAAGUAUGUUUUUCAAAGUGGAAAAGGCAGUGAGAUCACAGCCCAAGAGGGAAGGAAAGCCUGGAGAUUACACUCUUGACCAGCAAGUGAUGGAUAAGGAUGGCACAAGCUCGGAGGCAGAAAAGAUUGAGCAUGAUGACAGCGAUUGGUGCUGCAGCAGAGUGAAUGUGGUCACUGCAAGUCAUCUACUUUGGAAGAGCUUCAGGGAGUCCUACUCCUCCAAGAGUUUAAUCUACUGGUCUUUGUGGUGGGCUUUGGCCACAGCUGGCUACGUGCAGAUCUUCAACUAUAUCCAGCUAAUGUGGGACCAUAUAGAACCAUCUGCCACAGCAUCCAUCUACAAUGGAGGAGUGGAGGCCGCAUGUUCUGUUGUUGGAGCCGCCGCGGCCUUCGCUGUAGGCUUCAUCAAGGUGACCUGGGCUGUGUGGGGGGAGCUGGCGUUGGGGGUGUUCUCAGGUGUCGGGGCCGGAGCCGUAUUUCUGAUGGCGUUCACCAACACCAUCUGGGUGUGCUAUGCUGCAUACGUGGUAUUCAAGUCCUGUUACAUGUUCCUCAUCACCAUCACAACAUUUCAGAUAGCCUCUAACCUUUCCAUGGAGUGCUACGCUUUGACAUUUGGGAUCAACAGUUUCGUGGCGCUCUCACUGCAAACCAUCAUCACAGCUAUUGUUGUGGAUGAAGCUGUGUUGGGGCUGGACAUCGUAACACAGUUUACCAUAUAUGGCAGCUACUAUGCUGCCAUCUCACUGCUGUUUCUGCUUCGAGGAGCGUACACCGCCUGUGUGAGUCGACACUCUGCUGAGCACAUGGAGCCCAACGUGGUGGUGAUCUCCUCUGCACGUUUGUAAAGACUGCAAAUAAAAUCAUUUGGAGAAAAAAAAAAGUUUUAUUCUGAAGUUUUAACGGAGGCUGCUGUUAUUUUGUCAGUAAUUAUUUUUAUGACAUAAAAUAAGCAAAUUGGGCCAAAAAAAGUCAUUUAUAUCUAUCUUAAAGAUAAAGGCUAUACUUUUGUGCUAAUCCACAAUCAGCAGGGCCGUGCUGCUCUUUGGCCCGGUUACUCAUUUACAAACACAACACUUAGAGCACAUCGGACAGGUUUAAAUGGGAGGCAGCAGAGCACGAGCACAAGUGUCCGCUCCGGACAGGUGGACAAACAUGGAGGCAGUGAAGAGGUGGAGGUCAAGCUGGGGGUUUGCCACCACCCUGCUUUGCAUGUAUGGAUUCUUCAGCACUGUUAAACCGCUGGAGCCGUUCCUGAUCCCCUUCCUGACUGGACCAGACAAGAACCUGACAACUGAACAGGUACAACAGCAAAAACUGAACUCUUAACGGCAACUCUUAAACCAAAACAAGCAAAGCGAGCAAAGCCGUCAAGCAGGGAAACUGAGAUGUUGGCUUGCGGCAGAAUGUUCAGUAUUUGUAUUUUUAAACCCAUCCUGAAGCUAGAAAGUCAUGCUGUCAUGACAAGACAUGAAAAGAUAAAGGCUGGACCGUAAAUGUUUAGGGUUUAUUUGUCUGGGUAAUCACUUUGCUAUUAUAAACCUAAAUGUAAUCAAACUAGUGGUAAUUAAAGUAGAAAUGAAAUUCACAGAUGAAUGGCAGAAGACCAAAGACUUGACAUUAAUCAUUAAAAAACUAGGAAAUUAAUAAUUAUAUGUGACAUGCUUUGAAAUGACUAACUUGAUGCCUUUGCUGUUUUUUUGGACAGGAUUUUGGGGGAAAAAAUGUUUACAUUUCAGAAUAAAUUACCAUAUUAUGGUGCAGUUCUCUGUCUCCAUUUCUUUAUAUACUGUGGCA